CUUCGUGAGUUCGUGCUUUCUCGAACAACUAUUAUAGAUGCCUAACUUUAGUAUUCUACUUUUAUUUCGUCUUAUAAUAACGCAAUAAGAGAUAUGAAAUUAUUUUUAGUUAUUUAUACGAUAUGCGACAUCUGACAGGCAAAAAUGUCUUUUUGCCAAAUAUUCAAAAAAUUGCGCGAAAAAGUAUCGCUUUUGAAAAUGCAUUUGCGCAACAAGCACUAUGUGCACCAAGUAGAAAUUCCAUAUUAACAGGUCGUCGACCUGAUAAGCUUCAUUUAUACGAUUUUUAUAGCUACUGGCGUGAUGUCGUUGGGAACUUUUCUACAUUUCCUCAAAUAUUUAAAGAAAACGGAUACGAUACGUACUCCGUUGGUAAAAUUUUUCAUCCAGGACUAAGUAGCAACUUUACUGAUGAUUAUCCGUACAGUUGGACCGAAAAACCGUACCAUCCGGCGUCGCAGAAAUACAAAGAUGCUGCAGUUUGUAAAAGCAAACAUAGUAAUGAGUUACACAAGAACCUUUUAUGUCCAAUAAAUGUUCGCGAACAACCCGAUGGAACUCUGCCUGAUUUGGAAACUUUGAAAUAUAGCAUAGAUUUGUUAAAAAAGAGGAAUGAUAAACCUUUUUUACUAGCGGUCGGAUUUCACAAGCCCCAUAUUCCAUUAAAAUAUCCCCACAAGUACUUAAGAAAAGUACCUAUCGGUAAUGUACAGCCGCCUAGCAUGCCGUACAUGCCAAACGAAAUGCCUACUGUGGCUUGGCAUCCUUGGACUGACGUACGACAAAGAGACGAUAUAAAGAAUCUCAACAUUUCUUUCCCUUUUGGAACAAUUCCUCCAAAAUGGACAUUGAAAAUCAGACAAAACUACUACGCUGCAGCGCUUUAUAUUGACGAUCUCGUAGGGAACCUAAUAAGACAUGUAGACAUAAAUAACACUAUCGUAGUUUUAACAAGUGAUCACGGUUGGUCACUAGGUGAAAACGGCCUAUGGGCUAAGUACAGUAACUUCGACGUAGCUCUAAGAGUACCCCUAAUAUUUAAAAUUCCAAAUAAACCACCCAAAUCCAUAUUAACUCCUGUCGAACUAAUUGAUAUAUUUCCAACAAUACUUACACUAGCAGACAUACAACCACCGAUAAAUUGCAAAAAUUAUGAUAAAUCAGUCAAAUGUAUUGAUGGUAAAAGUUUAAUACCACUUAUGAGUAGUAAGAGUGAUUUUUCUAAUUCAAUAAAAUUUGCUAUAUCACAGUACCCACGACCUUCUGAAUAUCCUAUGAAAAAUUCUGACAAGCCACGUUUGAAAGACAUUAAAAUAAUGGGUUACAGUAUUAGGACGAAAAGAUAUAGAUACACAGAAUGGGUAGAAUUUAAUAAUACAAUGUUUUCUAGAGACUGGAAUAAGUUAUAUGGGAUUGAACUGUAUGACCAUGAUUUAGAUGAGGAAGAAUCAAUCAAUGUAUAUGACAAACAUAAAUAUAAAAAUGUUAAAAUUCAAUUAUCACAUUUAUUAAGAUCGCAUGUAGAUUAA
Molecule: messenger RNA, 1529 nt
Organism: Melitaea cinxia (Glanville fritillary)
Lineage: Eukaryota; Metazoa; Arthropoda; Insecta; Lepidoptera; Nymphalidae
Gene: Ids
Product: iduronate 2-sulfatase
Exons: 5
Coding region: 123-1529 (468 amino acids)
Molecular function (GO): iduronate-2-sulfatase activity
Source: RefSeq, a predicted model, not a curated record